ACUGGAAGAUCAGUCUCCGAGCCGGGCGGGCCAGCCGCGGGGCGGGAGCGGGGCUGGUGCGCGCUGGGAGUCCGGCUGUCGCCAGCAUGAGCGCGCAAGGCUCGGAAGCGGUGGUGCUUGUUUCCGCGGCAAGAACCCCCGUUGGUUCCUUUAAUGGUGCCUUGUCCACAAUGCAUGCCCAUGAGCUGGGCUCUAUUGUCAUUAAAGAAGUAUUGAAGAGGGCAAAUGUCAAUCCGGAAGAAGUGUCUGAGGUUAUAUUUGGACAAGUCUUGACAGCAGGUGCUGGUCAGAAUCCUGUACGACAGGCCAGUGUUGGUGCAGGAAUCCCAUAUGCUGUACCAUCUUGGGGCUGUCAGAUGAUAUGUGGCUCAGGCCUGAAAGCAAUAUGUUUGGGGGCUCAGUCCAUAUUGACAGGAGAUUCCAGCAUUGUGGUGGCAGGAGGCAUGGAAAGCAUGAGCAAGGCUCCUCACUUAGUUCAUAUGCGAGCUGGAGUGAAAAUGGGGGAGGCCUCAUUGCAGGACAGUAUUAUCUGUGAUGGUCUUACAGAUGCAUUUUGCCAGUAUCACAUGGGUAUAACAGCUGAAAAUGUGGCAAAGCAAUGGCAAGUUAGCAGAAGGGAACAAGACCAACUUGCUGUACAGUCACAGAAAAAGGCAGAGGGUGCACAGAAAGCUGGCUACUUUGAUAAAGAGAUUGUUUCUGUCCUUGUGCCUUCUAGGAAAGGUCUUGUAGAAGUUAAAACAGAUGAGCAUCCUCGCCAUGGAAGCACCUUGGAAACUGUAGCAAAGUUAAAGCCUUGCUUUCUGACCGAUGGAACUGGGACAGUAACUGCAGCUAAUGCCUCAGGUGUGAAUGAUGGGGCUGCAGCUGUAAUUCUUAUGAAGGAGUCGGAAGCUGCUAGAAGAGGUCUUACUCCUUUAGCACAAAUUGUGUCUUGGGCUCAAGUGGGUUUAGACCCUUCCAUCAUGGGAGUAGGACCUGUCUCUGCAAUAAAGAAAGCUGAGAGAAUUAAAUACUUCCCUAGUGCCUGUAUUGAAUAUGCUGUCCAAACUAAGCUCCAUGUACAGCCCAGAUAUAAUUUUGCUUUAACGACAAGCGACUGAACUGACAGCAGAGGCAUUAUGCUGAGGAUGUGGGGUAAGGGAGUUGUCUUUACUUCACUAACAGGCGAACUAGCUCUGUUGUGAACUGAAUCUGGUUCUCUAGCAAACAUUGUACUAAAGCUGAGGUUCUCAAACUGGGGGUUGGAACCCCUCAGGGGGUCAAUGAGGUUAUUAUAUGGGGGGGAGGUGUUUGUGAGCUGUCAGCCUCCCCCUCAAACUCUGCUUUGCCUCUAGCAUUCAUAAUUGCAUUAAAUAUAUAAAAGUGUUUUUAAUUUAUGAGGGGUCACUAGAUCAAAAGUUUGAGAACCACUCUACUUUUAAAGCAUACAGUGGCCCUUAAUUUUACUUUCAUGAACUUUACUGCUACAGCAGAUGUAUGCUAUCAUCUUAGAAAGUUUGGAUAAUUCCUGUAACAGUUAUGCUGAUAGUCUACAUACUGCUCAGUUUCAGUGCGAAUCUUUAGGUAAUUCUAGAUAGCAUCAGUACCUACACCUAAAAAACUGAGUUUGAAGACCUGUUUCCUUUGCAGAGGUAACUUGGAUACACAGAUGUACUGAUGUAAUUCAGGGCAUCAUUUGAGAACUGAAGGCACUCUGUAAACCAUUGUCAGAGGUGAAGUAAGACCAUUAAGUAUAAGGAUGGUGUUUGCUGGAACUAAAAGGAAAGUCCUCACUAGUUUUGUAGUAGUCAAACUGGUCUAAACACCUGACAGUAACGGUUUUCUUUCAUGUAGUGCCACAUAUGUCCAGAAAAUACCUCAAGAAUGAGGGAAGGGCUAAUGGAAGUGUUUCAGGAAACAAAGCCUGAACUACCAGUCAUUAAGCACUCUCGAUUUAUUGGAAGGAUGUUUAUUUCUUAUUUGCAGUAGUGGUAGAGCCAUGUUGGUCCCAGGUUAUGUGAGAGACAAGGUAGGUGAGGGACUCUUUUAUUGGCCCAAAGUUUACCUUCCACCAAUUCAAGUUAAGCCAAUAAAUGAGUCCCUCACCUACCUUGCCUCUUUCUUAUUAAUUAUU
Caretta caretta (loggerhead turtle) is the source of this 2116-nucleotide messenger RNA. NCBI's taxonomy places the organism in Eukaryota, Metazoa, Chordata, Testudines, Cheloniidae. The record is from RefSeq and is a predicted model, not a curated record.